Pichia kudriavzevii is the source of this 1248-nucleotide messenger RNA. RefSeq lists its product as uncharacterized. Gene Ontology annotation, cellular component: nucleus; cytoplasm. Gene Ontology annotation, biological process: protein phosphorylation; intracellular signal transduction. Bases 1 to 1248 code for a protein of 415 amino acids. Gene Ontology annotation, molecular function: ATP binding; protein serine/threonine kinase activity. The record is from RefSeq and is a predicted model, not a curated record. Lineage: Eukaryota; Fungi; Ascomycota; Pichiomycetes; Pichiales; Pichiaceae. The transcript has a single exon.
AUGAGUGAAGUAUUCAAUAAAGAAUGCGAUGUACGAAAACUUGAGAAUGGAAAUACAGCUUUGAAAGCACCCAAAUGCAGUGGCAAUUUGGGUAAAGCAAACAAACUUUAUAAAUGUAAGUCUAAAGAUACUGUAAGAGAUGCUCGGACAAUUUAUGAACAGGCCAAUUUUUUGAUUGAUUCUCGAUACAAGAUGCAACAAAUUUUAGGCAAGGGAUCAUACGGAACAGUUUGCUCUGCAGUUGAUACAAAAAACAAAGAUAAGCACAUGCUUGCCAUCAAAAAAGUUUGUAAUAUAUUUAAUAAAGACAUUUUAAUGAAACGAGCCCUAAGGGAGCUAAAACUAAUGGAUUUUUUUAAGGGGCAUAAAAACAUAGUUGGCUUAGUCGAUUUGGAUGUUGUCUACCUUAAGCCCUAUGACGGGCUUUACUGCUUCCAAGAGCUAAUUGAUUACGAUUUAGCCAAGGUAAUACACAGUUCAGUUCAGUUUUCCCAGUUCCAUAUCAAAUCCUUUUUUUACCAAAUUUGUUGUGGUGUCAAAUACUUGCAUUCUGCGGACGUCAUUCAUCGUGACCUAAAGCCGGGGAACAUAUUGGUAACAUCUCAAGGAUGCUUAAAAAUAUGUGACUUUGGUUUAGCCAGAGGGAUUAAUGAGAAAUUCAUGAGACAAUCUUAUAAAUCUGGUAACAUCACCAAUUAUGUUGCAACUAGAUGGUAUAGAGCACCCGAGCUAAUUUUGACAAGAAAAACUUAUGGUAAAUCUGUUGAUAUUUGGGCAAUUGGUUGUAUAUUUGCUGAGUUAUAUGGCAGAAGACCCAUAUUUAUAGGAGAUGAUCAACUACAGCAAAUCAAUGAAAUUUGCAAAGUUAUUGGAUCACCUCUGAGAGAAGUUGUUCUUCAAUAUGGAAGCACAAUUGCUUGUGAGUUAUUCUCGGAACAAAAGCCAAAAUACCCGAAGAAAAGCUGGCGGGAUAUAUACCCACACGUGUCAGUGGAAGCUCAGUUGUUACUAGAUAAAAUGCUAUGUUGGGAUAUUAGCGAUAGAUAUACGAUUCAACAAAUAUUAGAUGAUACUUAUUUAAAGGAUAUCAGAAACUUGGAUGAAGAACCUUCCAGGGAAGAAAGCUUUGACUUUUCUUUUGAGUGGAAGGCAAGAACUAUAAACGACAUGAAGCUACUCCUUCAUGAAGAAGUUGAAACUUUUAAGCAACGAAAGAAAAUGGUAGUGCCCAAAUACUAUGGUUCUUGA